AUGUCCAGAGCCGGCCGGCAGCUGGCCCUUCUCCUGUGUGGCUGGUGCGUGGCUGCGGCCGUCCCGGGGGACCCGGCCGAGGAGGGCUGUCCAGCCGAGCCCCGCCAGGCCGCCCGCUACGUGGCCGCCGUGUACGAGCACCGGUCCUUCCUGAGUCCCGACCCACUGGCCCUCACCAGCCGCAAGCAGGCCUUGGAGCUCAUGCAUCGGAACCUCGACGUCUACGAGCAGCAAGUGAUGGCCGCAGCCCGAAAGGGCGCACAGAUCAUAGUGUUUCCAGAAGACGGCAUCCACGGGUUCAACUUUACAAGGACAUCCAUUGACCCGUUCUUGGACUUCAUGCCGCCUCCCCACUUGGUCAGGUGGAACCCGUGCCUGGAGCCCCACCGCUUCAAUGACACGGAGGUCCUCCAGCGCCUGAGUUGUAUGGCUAUGAAGGGAGAGAUGUUCCUGGUGGCCAAUCUUGGGACAAAGCAGCCUUGUCAUAGCAGUGACCCAGGCUGCCCGAGUGACGGUAGAUACCAGUUUAACACGAACGUUGUGUUCAGCAGUAAUGGAACCCUGGUUGACCGCUACCGCAAACAUAACCUCUACUUUGAGGCAGCAUUCGAUACCCCUCUGGAGGUGGAUCACAUAGUCUUCGACACCCCCUUCGCUGGCAAGUUCGGCGUCUUCACUUGCUUUGACAUACUGUUCUUUGACCCCGCUGUCAGCCUCCUCAGAGACUCUGAGGUGAAGCACGUUGUGUAUCCGACUGCCUGGAUGAACCAGCUCCCACUCUUGGCGGCCAUUCAGAUUCAGAGAGGCUUCGCCAUCGCCUUUGGCAUCAACUUUCUGGCUGCGAACAUCCACCACCCAUCUCUGGGGAUGACAGGAAGUGGCAUACACACCCCUCUGAAGUCCUUUUGGCACCACAACAUGGAAAGCCCUGAAGGUCACCUCAUAAUCGCCGAGGUAGCCAGAAAUCCACCGGGUCUCGUCAGUACGGGGAACGCCACAGAGAAAACGGACCCAUCCCAUAGGAAGUUCUUGGAGCUCUUGGCAGGGGAUCCCUACUCUGAGAAGGAUGCCCAGGACGUCCAUUGUGAUGGAGCCGCCAAAUCGACCACCAACGCCUCUCCCACGUUUAACUCUGAGAUGAUGUAUGACAACUUCACCCUGGUUCCCGUGUGGGGACGGGAAGGCCACCUCCGCGUCUGUGCAAACGGCCUGUGCUGCCAUUUGCUUUACCAGAGGCCCGCCGUGUCCCAGGAGCUGUACGCCCUGGGGGUUUUCGAUGGCCUUCACACCGUGCAUGGCACCUACUAUGUCCAAGUCUGUGCGCUGGUCAAGUGUGGGGGUCUUGGCUUUGACACGUGUGGGCAGGAGAUCACAGAGGCCAAGGGGAUGUUCGAGUUUCACCUAUGGGGCAACUUCAGUACUUCUUAUAUCUUUCCAAUGCUUCUGACCUCAGGGAUGACCCUGGAAACCCCGGACCAGCUGGGCUGGGAGAGUGAUCAUUAUUUCCUGAGGAAGAAGGGACUGUCCUCUGGGCUGGUGACAGCAGCUCUCUAUGGGCGGUUAUAUGAGAAGGACUAG
Molecule: messenger RNA, 1578 nt
Organism: Rangifer tarandus platyrhynchus (Svalbard reindeer)
Lineage: Eukaryota; Metazoa; Chordata; Mammalia; Artiodactyla; Cervidae
Source: the annotation of a GenBank genome assembly